This is a messenger RNA of Sorghum bicolor (sorghum), 634 nucleotides long. RefSeq lists its product as uncharacterized. Bases 123 to 317 code for a protein of 64 amino acids. The transcript is spliced from 3 exons. Lineage: Eukaryota; Viridiplantae; Streptophyta; Magnoliopsida; Poales; Poaceae. The record is from RefSeq and is a predicted model, not a curated record.
ACGUCCACAGAUCGGACGAGAGCACUGACUUGUCUUCCUCUCUCUCUCCUCUCGUCUCCAGCGACGGCGGUGGGCGAGCUAGGCGAAGGCGAAGCGGAGGAGUGGGAGCAGAAGCGGCAGCCAUGGCCGUGAUGGAGAAGCUCAAGAUCUUCGUCGUGAAGGAGCCUGUCGUCGCGGCCUCCUGUCUCAUCGCCGGAUUCGGUCUCUUUCUUCCAGCAGUUGUCCGGCCAAUCCUGGAUUCAUGGGAGACCGCAGAGAAAGUUCCUCCACCACCUCUAAAUGAUGUGGUUGCAGGUGUCACCGGCAAGAAAAAGUAGUGAACUUGCAUUGUUUUCUUAUGUCAAUGUUGUGCCACAUUUCUUCCCCAUGUUUUCUGGCGACCAGAUUGGAAGGAUCUCCCAGUCAUGGUCUUCAACUCUAGAUGGCGACCAGAUUGGAAGGAUCUCCCAGUCAUGGUCUUCAACUCUAGAUGGUGUCCGCGGAAUAAUCAUUGUACCUGAAUCAUGUACUGCAGUGUGACAGUUUUGGAAAAUUUUUCUCCUACAAAGGUUGAUAGAAUGUCAUCAAUAUCUUUUGAACUGUGUUUAUCAGUUCGUUGUUACCAUAUUUCUCGAGAAAAAUAUACAUUCAGAAA